ACCCGUUGUCAUAGUUAUGAUAGUCAACUAAUAGCAUCCUGAUUUUCCGACUUGUCUUAAUAGAUCUAUCAUCUAGAAAACUAGAUCUAAUAUUUAUGACAUUAUAUCUAUAUAAAUAUAAAUAAAUUAGAUCUAGAUAUAUGGACUCUUAACUUAUGUACUAAAUUAUACUAGGAGGCAGGCAAUCAAGUUUAAGCUUAUUUUUGAAAUCAUGGAAAAGCAAUAUAAUCUUACUCUUGGUGCCAAUGCAGCUCAGUCUGUUGAUGAUUAUCUAGAAUACAGAAGAAUAGUUGGUGAUGAUGAUGGUGGCAUAUUGUUUACACAAGAUGAAUAUGAAGCAUACAAGAAAAAAGUUAUACCUCAGCGUAUUAAAAAUCGCUUGUACACAUGCUUUUCCAACCAAAGUGGAAUGGAUUGCAAACUUGUUGGGCCUGAAACACCAUGUUUUUGUACUCACAGAUACAAACAACAUAAGACUGAUUUUGAAGAACUCCCCAAAGAGCGACCUAUUCUCCUUCCUUGUCGUGUUGCUACAUGUCCCUGCAUUUCCUAUCACUUUGUUCCUUCCAAUGGCAGUCAACCAAUUCGUUGUACAUGUAAACAUUUGGCAGAUGAACACAGCCCAAAACGGCCAUAUGUCUGUAAAAAAGGAGGUUGCACUAAAUGUACAGGCUUCAAAAGCUCAUUUACUUGUGCUUGCGGAAGUAAUUAUAAUGAACAUAAUAUGAUCAUUGAAACUGCAGAAGAACGAAUGGCCAGAGGUCACCCACUUGGUGAUGCUGUACCAUUUCAAGCUAUGGGAGGAAUCACAGGAUUUUCUUCCUUGGCAGAAGGCUACCUAAGACUGGAUCCCAGUGGUAGAGGUGCUCCUUCUGAAGAAUAUUUGAGCCAGCCAAUCACAGCUCUGGACAAUCCCUUUCUUCGAUCCAAUGUUAACUCAAUCAAAGCUCAUCACCUGGCAAGGAAGGGAACAAAUGUAACUGGCCCAGAAGAUCCUGUGUUUGAUGACAUUGAAGAGAGAAUUUCUGCUGUUAAAAAACCUGGUGAAUCAGAUAUGGAUUUCUUUGAGCGCAGAUAUCAAGAAAGGAGGAAACUUGAAGAAUUGGCAAAGAAAAAAAACCUCUCUAAUCCUUAUAAAAUUGAAAGUUCAAAAGUUGGUGUCAGAAAGGCUGUUGGAUCAUCUGCAACAAAAUUACAGCCAGGAACUUCAAAGCAAUAAUUGAUAAAGCUUUAAGGUGUAGUCUUAAAGCAGUACCAAUAACUGUCAACAUUUGAGGUACACCUAAAUAUAUUUUUAGUCUAUAUAUAAUAUAAUUUUAUAGCAUACAUAUAAUUUAUUUAUUUAGUAAUAAUGUAUAUAUAUAUAUAUAUAAUGUAUAAUUACAUUGUAAAAGUAAAUGUAAAAUAUACCUUUAUUAGUGAGUAUUUCUCAUAGUGAGUAGUAUAACGAACAAAAGAAAUUGUAAAAUAAAUUUGCUUAAUGAAAACCCAACAACUUUCUGGCGCACUUUGAAAUGCUGAGAUUCGUUGAAUGAUUCUUAAAACUCCAUCAAAUUCAAUUUUGUCUGUUUUUGUUUUUUUUAAUUGACUUUGUUGUUUUCUACAAAUAGAAUUCUUUCCAAGUAUUAUCAUUCUGAAAUAAUUUUCUUUUAAUAAAUAUUACUCAAUAUUA
Molecule: messenger RNA, 1672 nt
Organism: Biomphalaria glabrata
Lineage: Eukaryota; Metazoa; Mollusca; Gastropoda; Planorbidae
Product: protein FAM221A-like
Exons: 9
Coding region: 212-1219 (335 amino acids)
Source: RefSeq, a predicted model, not a curated record